Echinococcus granulosus is the source of this 1935-nucleotide messenger RNA. Its product is annotated as Synaptotagmin-like protein 4. Gene Ontology annotation, molecular function: small GTPase binding; neurexin family protein binding. The record is from RefSeq and is a predicted model, not a curated record. The transcript is spliced from 12 exons. The coding region runs from base 1 to 1935 and encodes 644 amino acids. Gene Ontology annotation, biological process: intracellular protein transport; exocytosis. Gene Ontology annotation, cellular component: plasma membrane; exocytic vesicle. Lineage: Eukaryota; Metazoa; Platyhelminthes; Cestoda; Cyclophyllidea; Taeniidae.
AUGAGCGUGGUAUCAGGCAAACGGACAAGCAAGCCUGCUAGUGUUGUAAGUUUUCAUCAGAGUGGGGCAUCAGUAACGGGACGUAGUACAGCUGGUAAACAAGUCGGCGUUCCUUCCAUGAACAACUCAAAUUCAUCUCCAUUUAAUGCUGUCACUGUCCCAAAUUCCGCAAAAGGAAGGCUUCUUGGCGACCAAGAAAUCACUGAAGAAGAGUUAGAACACCUGGCUGACGUAUGCCGACGAUAUGACAUGCUUCAGCGUCAGGAGGAUGAGCGUAUAAAAAAUAUUCGAGAAAAGGCUAUUUCAAAGGAGAAGGCUCGUCGCGGAGUUUCUCGUUACGACGAAGCCCAUUGUGCCCUUUGCGGCGCAGCUUUUAUGGCACUCUUCAAUCCUAAAUCUUUGUGUCAUCACUGUGAAUUAUAUGUUUGCCGCAAUUGUGUUCAAAAGCGAUUGGACUCAGAGAGCGUCCUCUGCAGGGCCUGCUUUAGCGAGUGCACAAACAAGGCGAGAACAGGUCUCUGGUUCACAGAAAAACUACAGGUGGCGAAAAAAGACGGUCGUGUCAUAGGAGUAGCCCCUACCAGUGCUCUUCGGGCCUCUCUCAUUCGCAAACGAAGGGAAAAAAGCGCGGCCUCCUCUGUCGUCGGAAUGUUACAGCCAACUCCACAAAGGCAAAAUGGGUCAAUCACCGACCCCGUGAAGGAGGCAGCCCGAAGAUUGGCACGAGAAAACGAUAAAGACCAUAGCUUGAGUUCUAACACUUCGCAACGCCCCCCUCGUCCGCUAUCACCAGCCACGGGAGCGGAACAGUUGGCAUUCAACGUGAUCUUCUCGGGUGUGGAUGAAUUGCCCAAGACCCUCCCUCGUAUGAAGUCACGACAACAGAGCAGCUCCGGGUACAACACCCCCAAUACCCUCACCGGCUACUCCGAUGUAAACAAUUGGGACAACAGGUCUAUGCUCAGUGGGGUGAGUGUCGGCUCAGUGACAAGUGUCUACAGCGAAAGGGAGGAGAGUUUCACCCACGGCAUUGUCAUCACCGGGGAGUUGAGUUUCUCCAUCGACUACGAUGACAAGAGCGGCUCACUGCGGAUCUUCGUAAAACAGGCGCGCGACGUGGCUAAGGCCGAUAAGAAGACAAACAGCUCGAGCACGUAUGUGAAGACCUAUCUCCUGCCGGAUAAGACAAAGCAGAGUAAGCGAAAGUCCAAAGUGAAGAAGAACUCCACCAAUCCGGUGUUUAACGAGGCGUUGGUUUACACCAUCGCAAAGUCGGAUUUAGCCUACCGAACUCUCCAACUCUCCCUGUGGCACCAUCGUCAUAUGAAGGCGAACCUCUUCCUGGGAGAGGUGCUUGUUCCUCUAGCCGACUAUCGAUUCAGCUCAACGCAGAUCUGGAGGGCUCUUCAGAAUAGAGGCUCCUUGGAGGGCAAUUCUGAUUACAAUUUUACGAAGGGUCGAAUCCGCUUGGGUCUCAAAUUUCUUCCAGCUACACAGGGUGAUUUGGGUGAACUCCAAGUCUAUGUGAAAAACGCGACAGAUUUAAAUGUUCCGGUAGGUGCAUCCGGGGAGUCGGACCAAAAAAAUUCCCUCAAUCCUGUAGUGAAAACUCACCUUCUCCCAGAGAGAACAAAGGAUUCCAGACGCAAAACAAAGGUGGUGAAAAAAACUAACAAUCCAACCUGGGAGGAGACUCUUGUUUACAAGGGAAUAGCAAAAACCCAAUUGCCCUCAAUCGGCGUGGAGGUUAUUGUCUGGGAUGUCAAUAAGUUGGGUCACUAUGAUUACCUUGGUGGGUGCAAUCUCAACACUGGUUCAAAAUCGGGCUUUGGCAUGGAUGCAACUGGUACAGAGCGGACCCUUUGGGUUGAAAUGAUGAGCAAACCGAAUACUAUGGUGGAGGGAAGUGUGCAGCUACGAUCAGCAAUGGAAUGA